AUAUUUCUAUAAGAAUCUGAUAGUAAACGAUUCAUAAUUUACGUUUACUUUAUUGUUCCUUGUAUUUAUAGAAUGUUAUAAACCGAAAACCGGUUUGACUCCUCCGUGUUUGCUCGGCGACCAAAAAUAAAUUUAAACUCCAGAUUUCUUUUAAAUUAUGGAUAAAGAGAACUAUGAAACCUACGAAUUUUUGCCUGCGUCUGGAAGCAGUACAGAAGCGGAACCCUAUCAGUUCUUUGUUGUGCAAGACGAUGGAACGUUUCUUAUUAACAGACAAGUGCAAUAUGUGACUCAAGUGCAAAACACCCGGGAAGUUCUAGAGGGAGAGCAAGCCUGCACCAUGCUGGAUGUGGCUCCGCAGCAGUUCUUUGUUGACAUUGACACUACCACUGAAAUGAUCUCUGUACCAGACCAGUUCAGCAUACCAGAAGCAACCAACAACUUGUAUGCUAACAGCUACCUUUUGCAACCUGAAGCUGAGGCUCCAGUAGAUCAGGUAAAAACCAAAAUAGAACUAAAACCAAUCUUGCAAACAGAUAAUUCUGCCACUGAAACUAAUAAGCAGGAUGCUUUGUCAGGAAAUAACUUAACAGAGAUAACUCUGACAGAUGAGCAAUAUCAUAUACUAGAACGGAAGGGCUGGAUUUUACUAGAAACUAACGAGAAGGUGUAUGUCCUAGACACUUUAGGGCUUCACGACAUAACUAAUAACGAAAAACUAAUACAAAAGCUGAAAGCAGAUGAUACCGCCCCUGGUGGAACUGAAGCCAGGGUAACUGAAACUGAACCCGGCCUUCUAAAGAUAGAGUAUCCUCCACUGAGUGAAAUGGACAUGGAGCAAUUGAAUUGUGCCCAGAAUAACAGUAAAGUAGAAGAAGCGUCAGAAUUAUCUCUGAUGGUGGAUGACAAUAUUGAUAAUAAAGAUCAAAUUGAGAAAUCCCAAUGGGAAGAGAAACCUAACACAGAGAAAACUGACACUUCUAAUAGUAAUAAAGCUCCGGUGGAAAACCUUUACUCCGGGGUUUGUAACAACUGGAAAGAUGAGAAUGUUUUACGAAUACGCACUGACUUCUGUCUAAAAGAUAUUCCAGAUAAGAUCGUAUUAGGAAAAACUAAAAAUGGAAAGAAGCUGGUUUGCCGGGUCAUCAAACCGGACGAAAAUGUUGCAAAAGAGACCCAACAUUCCGAUGCAGACAUGGAUAGCAUUUCUGACUCGAUUGGUUCUAGCGAUUUGGGUGACGACAAAUUAGACAGUAUAUUCAGAAUGUGUUUCACGGAGAGCACCGUGAAAUACAGCACCGAGGACGUGGCGUUCGCCGAGAAGGUGAUCCGGAACCUGGUGCGGCUGCCGGCGGUCAAGCCCGCCGUGGCCAACCGCAACGUGCUCGUCACUAAGGUACACCAGACGGCAUAUUCAGAAUGUGGCUUCACGGAGAGCACCGUGAAGUACAGCACCGAGGACGUGGCGUUCGCCGAGAAGGUCAUCCGGAACCUGGUGCGGCUGCCGGCGGUCAAGCCCGCCGUGGCCAACCGCAACGUGCUCGUCACUAAGGUAGUGGUGACACAUGAAGAUGCAAAUCUCAUAGAGAGCCUGCCCACGCUAGUGACUGGGGAAGUGGUGCCCUUGGACAAAACUUGGCGAUUCCUUCACCGGCCAGAAUUAUACGCUACUGCGAAAGAUGAACUCUCACAAGCACAAGACAGCUACUCUGGAGUGGACCACAACUUUCUGCACAUUCACAUCCACGAGAUUCGAUUGCAAGACAUUGUACGAACAUCUGUCACUUUGAAUAAACGACGCCUGGAACUAUCAAGCACGCAGCAUUCAGAAAGGAUAUUCAUACCAGCUCUGCCAUUAAACGCCUCCACCAAUGUAGAGCCAGAAAACACUAUGUUCGGCUACGCUUGCGGGACUUGUGCCGCGAUAUUCAGAUCAGAGAAGGACCUCAACACACAUCGAGAGACUCAUAAAAUGGAUACUGACGACAAAUUAACCAUAGACACGCGAGAAGAGAAUCACAACAAAAAUGGAAUCCUUGUUCUAGCCGAUCCUCUCAAUAAAACAAGAACGUUUGCCUGUAUGCAAUGUAAUGCCAAGUUCCAAAGGUUGAACAACUGCCAGAGACACGUGAAGACCCACAUGGCGCCCGUGGACAGCGAAAACCCAGAUGACAAGAAAAGAGUAUACAAAUGUAAAAUAUGCUACAGUUUCUUCCACCAUGCUCCCACGCUGUUGAAACAUAUUAUGAAGAGUCAUAUUAAAGUGGAUAAAUAAUAAAAAAAA
Cydia fagiglandana is the source of this 2284-nucleotide messenger RNA. RefSeq lists its product as uncharacterized. The transcript is spliced from 16 exons. Gene Ontology annotation, cellular component: nucleus. The coding region runs from base 158 to 2275 and encodes 705 amino acids. Gene Ontology annotation, biological process: regulation of transcription by RNA polymerase II. The record is from RefSeq and is a predicted model, not a curated record. NCBI's taxonomy places the organism in Eukaryota, Metazoa, Arthropoda, Insecta, Lepidoptera, Tortricidae. Gene Ontology annotation, molecular function: DNA-binding transcription factor activity, RNA polymerase II-specific; RNA polymerase II transcription regulatory region sequence-specific DNA binding.